This is a messenger RNA of Corylus avellana, 1558 nucleotides long. RefSeq names its product P-loop containing nucleoside triphosphate hydrolases superfamily protein (gene CCP1). The record is from RefSeq and is a predicted model, not a curated record. Gene Ontology annotation, molecular function: ATP binding; ATP hydrolysis activity. NCBI's taxonomy places the organism in Eukaryota, Viridiplantae, Streptophyta, Magnoliopsida, Fagales, Betulaceae.
UCGUCUUCAUCUUCUUCUACUUGUUUCCGCACUGCUCGCCUGAGAGAGAGAGAGAAAUUUAAAAAGCUCUCUUUUUCUUCUCGUUUUUCUCUCCCAGAUUUUGAAAGAAAAUGGCCGACGAACCUGCAAUUACUCGCUGGUCCUUUAUGGAUUUUAAACUGUUUUAUGAUGCCAAGUUUGGUAGAAAGAGAGUGCCGGAGUCGGAAAGCGGCCAAGCAGCUGAUAAACCAGUGAGUAAUGGGAGUUCUUCGGCCGUGACGUCGAAUGGGAGCGCGCAUGUGAAGAACACAUCUGACAUGGCCAUCUAUGAACAAUUCCAGAACCAGGGGCGGAACUCGACACACACAAAUGGAGUUUUGUCUAACGGAACUGAUGAGAGACCGCAGAAGUCUCUGCUUCCUCCUUUUGAGUCUGCAGAAAUGCGUACAUUAGCAGAAAGUUUAAGUAGAGAUAUCAUCCGUGGGAGUCCUGAUGUUAAGUGGGAAAGCAUCAAGGGGUUAGAGAAUGCCAAACGAUUACUUAAGGAGGCAGUUGUCAUGCCAAUAAAAUAUCCCAAGUACUUUACUGGUCUUUUAACACCAUGGAAAGGCAUUCUUCUUUUUGGCCCUCCAGGGACAGGAAAGACGAUGCUUGCCAAGGCUGUUGCAACAGAGUGCAACACCACAUUUUUCAAUAUUUCAGCAUCUUCCGUUGUCAGCAAAUGGCGUGGUGACUCAGAGAAGCUAAUUAAGGUGUUAUUUGAGCUUGCUAGGCACCAUGCACCAGCAACUAUAUUUCUUGAUGAAAUUGAUGCUAUUAUUAGUCAACGUGGUGAAGGACGUAGCGAGCAUGAAGCAAGUAGGCGUUUGAAAACUGAGCUUCUCAUACAGAUGGAUGGUUUAACGCGGACAGAUGAACUUGUUUUUGUUUUGGCGGCAACAAAUCUCCCCUGGGAACUGGAUGCAGCUAUGCUUCGGCGUCUUGAGAAGCGAAUCCUAGUGCCUCUUCCGGAGCCAGAAGCGAGAAGAGGCAUGUUUGAGGAACUCAUGCCAUCACAGCCCGAUGAGGAGAAGCUUGUUUAUGAUUUGUUGGUGGAAAGGACGGAAGGCUUCUCAGGUUCAGAUAUUCGGUUACUGUGCAAAGAGGCUGCCAUGCAGCCCCUUAGACGCGUAAUGGCAAUCCUUGAAGAGAGCAAGGAAGUGGUGCCUGAGGAUGAGUUGCCUACGGUUGGGCCAAUCAAACAGGAGGACAUAGAGACAGCUUUGAAGAACACCAGGCCAUCGGCUCAUCUCCAUGCUCACCGUUACGAUAAGUUUAAUGAAGAUUAUGGUAGUCAAAUUCUCCAAUGAAGGCACCCACGGACUUUCAAUUGUGGAAAAGUUUCAUUGCCCCAGAUUGUUGCCAUUUCUUUGACCACCAGGAUAUUUGAAGCAGUGUGUUUAUAGAGACCAGAACCCAGCCGUUUGAAGCUUUUAACUUUGCAAAUAGCUCGAUUCUUUGAUGUUGCUUACACGAUAAUUUUAUGUCAUGUCGUGAGCAGGAUUUAGAAAAUAAUGGUCUACUUUUUCAUCUUCUUCUC